Oncorhynchus nerka (sockeye salmon) is the source of this 1130-nucleotide messenger RNA. RefSeq lists its product as uncharacterized. The transcript has 3 exons. Lineage: Eukaryota; Metazoa; Chordata; Actinopteri; Salmoniformes; Salmonidae. The annotation marks the transcript as partial. The record is from RefSeq and is a predicted model, not a curated record.
AUGCCCCCCCCAGAGUCAGAUGCCCCCAGGUCAGAUACCCCAGAGUCAGAUACCCAGAGUCAGAUGCCCCAGAUGCCCAGAGUCAGAUACCCCUAUACCCCCAGGAGUCAGAUACCCCAUAGUCAGAUGAUACCCCAGAGUCAGAUACCCCAGAGUCAGAUACCUCAGAGUCAGAUGCCCCAGGGUCAGAUACCUCAGAGUCAGAUACCCCAGAAACCCCAGUGUCAGAUACCCCAGAGUCAGAUGCCCCAGAGUCAGAUACCCCAGAGUCAGAUAACCCAGAGUCAGAUACCUCAGAUGCCCCCAGAGUCAGAUACGUCAGAUACCCCAGAUGCCCCCAGAUCAGAGAUUCCCCAGAUACCCCAGAGUCAGAUGCCCCAGAGUCAGAUACUCCCAGAGUCAGAUUUAGAGAGUCAGAUACCCCAGAUACCCCCUCAGAGUCAGAUACCCAGAGUCAAGAUACCCCAGAGUCAGAUACCCCAGAGUCAGAUGCCCCCAGUCAGAUACCCAGAUACCCCAGAGUCAGAUGCCCCAGAGGUACCCCAGAGCCUCCCAGAGUCAGAUACCCCAGGGUCAGAUACCCUAGGUCAGAUACCCCAGAAACCCCAGUGUCAGAUACCCCAGAGAGUCAGAUACCCCCAGUGUCAGAUACCCCAGAGUCAGAUCCCAGAGUCAGAUACCCCAGAGUCAGAUAACCCAGAAUGCCCCAGAGUCAGAUACCCCAGGUCAGAUAACCCAGAUCAGAUACCUCAGAUGCAGAGUCAGAUACGUCAGAUCCCCCAGAUACCCCAGAGUCAGAUACCCCAGAGUCAGAUACCCCCAGGGCCAGAUGCCCCAGAGUCAGAUGCCCUAAGCAGUCAGAUACCCCAGGUCAGAUACCCCAGAGUCAGAUACCCCACAGUCAGAUUCCACAGAUACCCCAGAUUCAGAUGCCCCAGGUCAGAUGCCCCAGAGCCAGAUACCCCAGAGCCAGAUGCCCCCAGGCCAGCCCAGAGUCAGAUACCCCAGGAGCCCGAGAUGCCCCACAGGGUCAGAUGCCCCGGGAGUCAGAUCCCAGAUGCCCCCAGAGGUCAGAUGCCCCAGGUCCAGAUACCCCCAGAGUCAGAUAGCUUGGGGCCAGAUGCACCAGG